This is a messenger RNA of Epithele typhae, 1311 nucleotides long. RefSeq names its product Metallo-dependent hydrolase. Gene Ontology annotation, molecular function: hydrolase activity, acting on carbon-nitrogen (but not peptide) bonds. The coding region runs from base 1 to 1311 and encodes 436 amino acids. NCBI's taxonomy places the organism in Eukaryota, Fungi, Basidiomycota, Agaricomycetes, Polyporales, Epitheliaceae. The record is from RefSeq and is a predicted model, not a curated record. The transcript is spliced from 7 exons.
AUGACCAAGUACUUGCUCAAGGGCGGAACGAUCGCCACCUGCGAGAAGGGAAAACCAGGCGUCCGCGUCUUCAAGUCGGACGUUCUCGUCGCAGGCACGACGAUCACCAAGAUCGAGGAGAACAUGGCACCCGAGGCUGGCGUGGAGGUCAUUGACUGUACAGACAAGUGGAUCACUCCAGGUUUCGUGGACACGCACCGCCAUGUCUUCAUGGCCGUCAUGCGCGGCAACCACUGCGACUGGCUGCUGACCGAAUACUUCAUCAAGAGUCCUGCACGACACCUGACCGUCGCACUCUACAGGACCGUCCAGGGCGACCUCACCCCGGACGAGGUCCGCAUCGGCACCCUCGCCGGCUGCCUCGACGCCCUCCACAACGGCGUCACCACCCUCCUCGACCACUUCCACGCCGCGAACACGCGCGCGCACCUCGACGCCGCGCUCGCCGCCACGCUCGAGUCCGGCGCGCGCCUGCGCGCGGACGGGCGCGUGACGCUCGGGCUCGCGUACGACGUCCUGCGCGGCGCGGAUGUGGCGCCGCACGUCGAGUUCGUGCGCGCGGCGCGGGCGGCCGGGGCGCGGAUCGUGACCGCGCACGCGCUCGUCGACGAGCACGUCACGGCCUGGCGUGACGCGGGGCUCAUCGGGACCGACGUGCCUGCAGGGGCGCGCGGACCCCGAGGCGCGGCGUGGAAGGUGCUGAAGGAGAGCGGGGCGGGGAUCGGCGCGACGCCUGUGGAUGAGCUCGGGAUGGGGCACGGGAACCCGCUCGCGUUGGAGGCACUCGCGCGCGGGGUCAAGUGCGGGUUGGGUGCGGACGCGGUGUCGAUCAACGGCGGAGACAUGUUCACGCAGAUGCGCACGCAGCUCCAGUGGUCGCGCGGGGCCACGCACGAGAACAUCCGCCAGAACAAGCUCGCGCUCCCGUACAAGAACGAGUGGAACUCCGCGGACGUCUUCCGGCUCGCGACUCUCGGAGGGGCGGAGUGCUUGAACAUGGGGGACCUGAUCGGAACGGUCGAGGUGGGGAAGCGGGCGGACCUGCUCGUGUUCGACACCAACACGCCCAACCUUGGAGGGGCGGCAGACCCGGUCACGGGAGUGGUCUUCCACGCCGGGAGCGAGGACGUCGAGACGGUGUUCGUGGAUGGGGAGAUGGUGAAGAAGAACGGGAAGCUGGUUCGGAGCUGGGGUCCGGUGGCCAUGGAGCUGAGGAAGCACGCUGACGCGAUCCGCGAGCGGUGGUCGGCCAACAAGCUUGAAGGAGAGUGGAAGAAGUGGUGGGACACCUUCGGGUCGCCCGUGUGGUAG